AUGGCUCAAUUUCAAGAAAGAACCAAGGCGACAUGUCUGCCGACCCGUUCCUGCACAAGUCUCCCAGGGACCGGCCGACUGCAGAGACGGAUGGGUUUGGAGGACUUCACCUUUGACAGCUUUGAGCUGCUUUACAGUGGAGCUAUCGAUAAGAUCAAAAGCCACAAAAGUAACCUCAACCUCAAGGAGGAGCUGAGGAAGCUGCGGGAAGAGACCAAUGUGGACUCUCUGCGGCAGGAGCUGGACAGAGAGCGAAGCAAGAGGAUAGACCUGGAGCAAAAGAUGAAUGAGGUGCUCAAGACCAGGCUGGAGGACUCUCCGCCUCAGCCUCCCCGGAAACAGCAGUCUCCCUCAAACAAUGGAACAGAUAAACAGCAGAAAGAGGUCUGGAGUUCACGACUGCAGAAGUGGGUGUACGAGCGCUUCGGGGUUUACAUCGAAGACUUCCGCUUCCAGCCAGAGGAAAGCACCGUGGAGGCUGAGGAACCACUAAGUGCUAAAAGGUUAACAGAAAAUAUGAGGCGACUCAAGCGAGGAGCCAGACCUGUCACCAACUUCUUAAGGAACCUCUCCGCCUUAUCUAAUUGGCACUCCGUCUACACCUCAGCUAUUGCCUUCAUUAUCUACAUGAAUGCUGCUUGGCAUGGCUGGGCCAUUCCCAUGUUACUCUUCCUGGCUAUCCUGCGCUUGUCCUUAAAUUACCUCAUCGCCAGAGGUUGGAGGAUCCAGUGGAGCAUUGUGCCUGAGGUCUCUGAACCCAUGGAGCCUCCAAAGGAAGACUUGACUGUAUCUGAGAAGUUCCAGCUGGUACUUGAUGUCGCACAAAAAGCACAGAAUCUGUUUGGUAAAAUGGCGGAUGUUUUGGAGAAGAUAAAGAACCUGUUCAUGUGGGUGCAGCCUGAGAGCACCCGGAAGCUUUACAUCUGCCUGUGGAUGGCUUUCAUCACCUCCUGCGUGCUUCCAUACAAACUAAUGGGCUUCAUGAUGGGCCUGUAUGCCGGUAUCAAGUUCUUCAUCAUAGACUUCCUGUUUAAGAGCUGUCCGAAGCUGCGGGACAAAUACGACACACCGUUCAUCGUGUGGAACAGCCUUCCCACAGACCCUCAGCUCAAGGAGAGGACCAACGCCACUGUGUCGCGGCGGCUCUCUGGCAUUGAGAAGGUUCAGCCGGUGGUUUCUCGGAGCAGCCUCGCCACCAUCCCAUGUGGGGUGAGCAGGGAGGAGGAGGCUGGUCGCUCCCACAGCACCAAAAAAGGAGCCUUUCAUGAGAUCUUCAACCUGCCGGAGUUAGAGCGCCCUCUGACGGUGUGUGAGAACGGCUGGAGGUGUUGCCUAAUAAACAGAGACAGGAAGAUGCCCACAGACUACAUCAGGAACGGAGUGCUCUUUGUCACAGAGAAUUACUUGUGCUUUGAGAGCUCCAGCUCCAGAUCCAGCUCCUCCAAGAAGAACAAAGUUAUCAAGCUGGUGGACAUCACUGACAUACAAAAGUACAAAGUGCUGUCAGUUCUACCAGGAAGUGGGAUGGGCAUCUCUAUAGCUACUCCUUCCACUCAGAAGCCAUUGGUGUUUGGUGCCAUGAUCCACAGAGACGAGGCUUUCGAGGCCAUCUUUACCCAGUACAUGAAGAUCAUGACCACCACCAAACCACCGGCCAGCGCAGAGCUCUAGACAGCCUGUAUCCCAGCAACAGAGCUCCAUAGUGGCGCUGAAGUCUGGGCCAGAGAGCCUCCUGAGAUUCAACUGGACUGGAACAUACUUUUAAAAAACCCACCACACUCCUCUGCUCUCUUCCUCCUCUUGUGAUGGGCAUCAGCUUCCUCAUCGGCCUAAACUGGUGGACUUCCUAUUUAGGUCACGUUGGAGAGGACAUGUAAGUGUGUCUGUGUAGUAAGGAUUUAGUUACAUCACACACUUGUGUGGGUGUUGGAUAAUGAACAAAAUCCGAAACCAGUGGAGAGGAGGAGCGAGGACAGUGUGGUUUAUCAAUCAGCAGAAGGCUGGCGAGGAGGCUGGUUCUCCUCUCCCUCCUCACUGACUGGCUGAAUGGUUUCCUGACUGACUUGUUUCUGUGUUUGCAUGUGUGAGUGGGUGUGUGGGCAGACAUGAUCGUCUUAAAUUGCGUCAAGUGGCUCUAUGUUGCUCUUUAUUAGUAAGUCAAUGGAGUGACCUCUAUUGUGGUAGGAAGAUUUCAAGUAGUGCUCAACCCUGGCUGUCGAAUGAAUAUCAUAAAACAAGUAGAAGAUAAACAAGAGGUCCUUUUAACUGCCAGACAUCUGUAGGAACAAAUAUGAACAUUUUAGCUUUAUGAAUCAGUGCGUAAACAAGCGUUGAUGUUGAGAUGUUUAGACAUUGAAGUGGCUGAUCGGUGCCUAGUGGCCUAGCCCAACAAAAUGAGUGUGUGUGAGUGGUCAGUUUUUUAUAAAUGUGUAUUAGCUGUGAAAUUGUCAGAUCACCGUUUGACUGACACGGAGCCUUUCUGUUAGUUUACAUUUGCUGCUGUCUAAUUUUUUUAUUUUUAUUUUUUUUUCCUCUUCUUUCUAGACACAUUUCAGCAGCGACGGUAUGUUUUAGUCUUCUUUGUCGACCUAACAGAAAAUGUACGCUGCGUUCAGCAUCCGCUUUGGUGUUUUUCAAGUGUGCGUAUGUGAAACGUCUAGUGACAUUUUUUUCAAAAUGCCUUUCUUUUGAAAAAUGUCUCUUUGUAACAAAACAGCCUUUGGGAUGAGUCACUGGCGAUCCUGGAGCUGCUGAUUGCGUCCAAGACGAGAGCACAACCACCGUUAGAUGGUUCAAACACUGACUGCCAUUUAAAACUAGACCGCAGAGAACAUCUCCUCCCAUGUCUCAGCUUCUCUUUUCAAGGCACAAUCUGUACAUAUAUAGAGAGAUUUCUUUUUCUUCCAUCAACGGUAUUCUUCCUGCACUUUAUUAGAACGUUAACUGGAAUUUAUGUUGCAGACUAGACUUUACAUGCUCGUUAAUUCAGCUGGAAUCCAUGGGCAGUGUCGGCAAGUAGUCUCGAUGCUAGCGCUCUGUCUGACGACUGCCUACCAGCACAUCUCACAUCCUGCUGGUGUCAGCGCGGUCGCAGCACAUUGUGUUAGUACCAGGUCGACGUCACAGCGAACAAACCUUCAAACUGACCAUAAAGAACCAGGUACUUCGACUUGAAAAUAUAACCACUGGCAGAUUAAUUUCCACAAAGGCGCCUAACACACUCCAGUGUUAUUUCAGCCUUUGAAUUAUGAAUCUAAUCUUCUGGGUGAUCUCAUAGAUGUGCAUCUGGUCAGACUGUCAGCAGACAUUUAAAUUCUGGAUUUGUUUGUGUAAAUCCAGCACUUUGAGCGAUUAGUUCCUUUUUUUUUUUGUUUGCUUUUUGUUCCUCUCAUCUGCAAUGCCACAGUGAGUAGAGAUGGACGUCUGGGUGCUCUUCCACUUGUUCCAGAUCAUCUCAAUGUAAGCUUUUUGUAAACGCUCGUAUAUGAAGUAUGGGGAUAAAGGUGGAGACUGGACAGAAUAUUUCAACGUCACUUUUUUUUUAAAGACACCGUUCACAAGAGUAAAGCCGGCCUUUACUCUCGCAGAACGGUUUGAUAUGUAGAGACAUGAUGCCAAACUACACCGGAGCCCUCGCCGUGUGGAAUGGAGAUGAGAUACUGGAGGUCAUGAUUUCUCUUCAGAUUUUAGUACGAGAGACAGUAGCUAUUCCACUGUACGCCCAGCAGCACAAGCUUUAGUUUCUAAUCUUACAAAACACUGUUAAAAGAGAGACCUUGACUUUUCUAUUUACUUUUAUUCCAGUCAUUUUUACUCACUGGAUUCUUCUAAAUCCCACUUGUGUUCUAGAUUAUAUUCCGUUAUCUGCACUUCACACUUAAAAUGUCAAGGUUUCUCUCAAAGUCUAUACAAGUCCUCUGGUCGUCAUCAAUUAGAAUGAACUGAGCUGGAUAUGAAGUUGCCAGAGAAGCAACGGACCAGUUCAAAGAGCCACUUUAUUAUUUCUUAGUUCAAACUAAUGAAGGAUGGAGAUUUUUCUUUCACAUCCAUUUGUAUGAUUUGGCCUGUUACGAAUAGGCUGCUUUCCCAGACAUGGAUUUUCUAUUUUUGUUUAGGAAUAAAUUGGAUCCAUGAACGGGGAACAUGUGGGAUUGUAGAGCAGGUGAACUCUGUAAAGUAAUUAACGCUGUCUCACUGUGUGAUUUGAUGGCUCGUUGUAGUCUUUAAAGCUUUUACCUGAAGCCUUUUGUAAUCUGUUGACUCUGAAAAGCAGCUCUCUGGGGGGGUCUGGAGACCCUAGCAAGGCUGCACUCAGAUAAAGCACAGAAUGUAUCACGUUCUAAAUGUAUAAAAUAUAUAUAUAUUUUGCCAAAUCUUUCAUUUUCUGUCUGCCAUAUUCUGCCUACUCAUGUUUACAGAAAAAUGAUUUUGUUUUUCUUUCUUCUUAACCCAGUUUGAAUUCCUUUGACUCUGGAGUUAUGAAGACUGGACUUCUGUUCUUGAAUUAAUGUCUCUGCUCUCAUUGGCUCUGCACCACUCACAUGACCAUUUCUGCUCAUCUUUUAACCAAUAGGAAACUCAAAUUAUGGCGACAAAAAGAGUAUUAUUUUAAACCCCGUACAGCAUGUAAAUUGUCCUCCAACAUCCCAGCACUUGGUUACAGUGUCGUGCAAGUAAAAGCUUCACACCGAGCAGAGAUGGUCGUUGUGAUCUGAAGCGGCAACAUCAGUGUUUUUGACCUCUAGUCUGUCCGUUGUGACUUGAUGCACCUAUUGAAGAGUGUAGAGAAAAGUAGAAAUAAAAUAAAAGUUUGAUUCACAUUGUGUUUUUAAAUGAAAUGAAAUGUGUGAAUUUAUAUUACCUUAAGACACUUUGGAGAAAAGCAGCAGAUUUCCAAGAAAUAGUGCGACUCUUUGGGAAAUUGCAAUUACAAAGCUAGCCUAGCUUAGCUUAGCCUAGUUUAGCUUAGCGAGGUGAACCAUGCUAACUGUUUCCAGUCUUUAUGCUGCUGGCUGUUGAGGUGGACAUUAUGAAUCACUUUGCUGAUUCGACUCUUCUCUGGUAGUUCAGUUUAAAGAUUUGUAGUCACUUUGUAGUUCCAUCCCUUUUAUCUAAGAUGAUUAAGGUAUUGCAUCUUGUUUAAAUGCACUUCCACACAUACAUCAGAAGUCUCGACUACAACACGUGCUGUUAGAAGUUGAAACCUUUUAUAUUUAAAUCAUUACUUUGGGAGCAUACAUGACAAAACUACACGCAUUGUUAAACCAACGAUGGUCCGUAGGAAACAGAGUUCAUUAAAGGCCACUAAAAACAAUAAAUCUUCAGUAAGAAACAAUAAUGUGUUCGACCCAAAUGUGAAGCAGAUUAUUACAUCUCAUUACUCGAGAGAAUACGGCCACCGGAGUAUUUCUUUACUCGCGAUCUAACUGCAGCUAACGUUAGCGCUAACUUGGUUCACAGUAAAGUCCAACCAAUAGCUGGAAUAAAGUAACAGACGCAUAUUUUCAGAAUGUACCGUGUAGUUCUACGGCUCUUCAGCUCUGUUUGUUUGUCCUCCGUUUCCCGGUUACUCACUUUUUGUCUCUCCCACGACGUUAUUCCCCUCCUACAGCGUCCAUUACAAUUACAUGCAAAUUGCCAAUUAGGCAAUGACGUCAUUUAGCGACUUUUAGGACAGCCAAUAGCUGCUUUCCUUACUGAAGAGUUGGCAACACUGAGCCUGACCGUCACACACAUUUACACAUCUACUCGCUUUCUUUACAUUGACUUUGUAUACGAUCGCGCUGUGCGGUCCGAACACACCUUUUUAAGUUUCAUACAUUUGACUUUACUCUCCUAGACAUGGAUUGAGUCACACGAUGUAUACUGUUGAGGCUCUGUUCCAAGGCCAGAUAUGGAGUUAUUUGCAUUAUUACAACACUGACGUGCAGCACUGUUUCAGCCUGUCUUCAGUUCGUUAAGUUUAUUACAAGAUGUGGUCUAUACAAGCAGUUUCUAUGACUAACAGCUCAGCAGCCACAUGAUUGUUUCCAUAGUGAGCUUUGAACUGUCCACUGCCUAAAGCUACUGAUUCACUUUCAUUAGUUAGAAGCUUCUGUGUCAAAGAUUAGUCCCUAUAUGAAACUUAACAUUAGGAAGCUUAUAAAAAUGUUUCCCAAAAUGUCUAAAUGAGCUUUUAUGAAUGGUAAACUGCGCAUAACGACUGCCAUACUGUGUACUAGCUACUGGUAAAUAAUCCAGAACGGUUUGAGGGUUAGCUGCUGUGUUUAACCCGAGUCAAAAACAGUGGUGUUGUCCUCUCAGUGUUCUCCUGCGUUGAAGCUGCUGUCCUCGCUGUUGUAUUAAAUAUAAAGUUCCUCUAACUGUGUAAGUGUUGAUUAAGGGUUUUCCAAAUGCAUUUCCAGCAUCAAAGUGUUCCACACAGCGCUAACUGUACCAGAGACGGAUCGUCUCAAGGCUGAAAAAAGCCUUAAUCUGACGUGUUUGUUUUAUAGAAUUUAAAAAGUUAAGUGAAUUAACUAAAAGAUCCGGUCCUGUUUUAUGGACAGUCAGUCCUCAUAAACGUGGUACAGUCAGUGAAUUGCUAAUUAAAACCCGAGUGUGAGUGGAGAAACACUGCAGUCAUUACCACCAGUAAUUAAUGUGUCAUCUGUGACUUCCUCUUUUUCUUUCUCCCUUUCUUUUUGUCUAAGAGGAAUUUGUAUACAAAUUAUUAGAAAUGUACAGUGAAUAAAAGAAAAACCAGUGAGUUUUUAAAAGACAUGUCUAUUGUAAAGGAUAAUGUGAUGUACAUUUUUUUUAAUUUAAGUAAAUGAAUUUAAGGUA
Molecule: messenger RNA, 6825 nt
Organism: Cottoperca gobio
Lineage: Eukaryota; Metazoa; Chordata; Actinopteri; Perciformes; Bovichtidae
Product: GRAM domain-containing protein 4-like
Exons: 18
Coding region: 1-1671 (556 amino acids)
Biological process (GO): apoptotic process; negative regulation of toll-like receptor 9 signaling pathway
Source: RefSeq, a predicted model, not a curated record